This is a messenger RNA of Ipomoea nil (Japanese morning glory), 834 nucleotides long. RefSeq lists its product as uncharacterized. The transcript is spliced from 2 exons. The record is from RefSeq and is a predicted model, not a curated record. Bases 1 to 834 code for a protein of 277 amino acids. NCBI's taxonomy places the organism in Eukaryota, Viridiplantae, Streptophyta, Magnoliopsida, Solanales, Convolvulaceae.
AUGUACUUUGCAGUGGGGAGAACGACGUCCAGCGAGGUGUGGCAGUCGAUCACGGCGGCUCUUGGUUCGUCUACCCGAGCGCGCUGUUUGAACCUCCUAGGACAGUUUCAGAACAUUCGCCAAGGGAACAGCACGCCGGCGGAAUUCCUCGGCCGUGCUCAGCUUCUUGUCGAAGCACUUGCGCUCGCCGGCCGGCCUCUCUCCUUGGACGAGCAGAACAUGUAUGUGUUCAGGGGGCUACGUCCAGAAUUCCGAGCCCUCGCUGCUUCGCUCACCGUCACCGGCACACCCGUUUCCCUGCCGCAACUCUCUGAUUAUCUCCAAGCGCAAGAAUUCAUUCUUGCGGAUGAUUUUCCGGCGCCCGGUGACAACAUUGCGCCCACUGCUAUGUAUGCGGGGCGUGGGCAGAAUAGAAACCAGCAGAAUGGCGGCCGUGGUGGCUCUGGACGGGGACGCCAUGGUCGCGGGCGAAAUGGCGGAGGUUCUGGCCGGGGUGGCUCUGGUCGCGGCGGUGUACCCCGUUGCCAGAUUUGUCGCUCACAAGGCCAUACGGCGGUGUACUGCUUCAAGAGGUACACAACACAGCCACCGGUGAAUGUUGCGUUGGCAGGUGAUGAAACCGCUUCCUCAGCAGCUUCUGCGCAAUCUUGGUUCCCAGAUACGGGAGCAUCGGCGCAUGCAACACCAGACGCGUCUAUGGUUCACCAAGCCGAUGAGUAUUCGGGUUCUGAUGUCUUAAGAGUUGGUAAUGGCUCAGGCAGUCAUGUGCCUAUACACAUGAACAAAAUGGCAGAGUUGAACGCCGAAAUCGGCACAUCGUUGAAACUGGACUAG